GCGAAGUCAACCGAAGGUUGCCGAUGUUGACGCCAUAUUGUAAUGUCAGGUUAGGUGAAGGUGGUGAAAGCACUUGCUUUUUAUUUACUAUAUUUGUCUAAACUGGUGAUUUAUCAAUUGAUUAGGACUUAAAAACUUAAGGCGCAGGGUGCAUCGCUGCAUCCGUUUAAACAUGAGUUAUCAGAUACCAUCAUCUCAGAGCCGCACAAUGUCUCAUAGCAACUAUGGUGGGUCUGAUGUGCCGAUGGCACCUAGUAAGGAGCAGCAGACCCUUAUGUGGCAACAGAACUCGUACUUGGUGGAUUCUGGUAUCAAUUCUGGUGCAGCUACUCAGGUACCGUCUCUUACUGGCAAAGAAGAUGAUGAAAUGGAAGGAGAUCAGCUCAUGUUUGACCUGGACCAGGGUUUUGCCCAAGGCUUUACUCAAGAACAGGUUGAUGAUAUGAACCAGCAGUUAUCUCAGACGCGGUCCCAGCGUGUUCGCGCUGCUAUGUUUCCUGAGACUUUGGAGGAAGGUAUAGAGAUUCCUUCGACCCAAUUGGAUCCCGCUCAACCGACUGCUGUCCAACGCCUAUCUGAGCCAUCUCAGAUGCUUAAACAUGCUGUUGUUAACCUUAUUAACUAUCAGGACGACGCUGAUUUGGCUACAAGGGCCAUACCUGAAUUGAUCAAACUCUUGAAUGAUGAAGACCAAGUGGUUGUGUCUCAAGCUGCUAUGAUGGUACAUCAGCUAUCCAAGAAGGAGGCGUCCCGUCACGCCAUCAUGAAUUCACCUCAGAUGGUUGCCGCUUUAGUUAGAGCAAUCUCUAACAGCAAUGAUUUGGAGACUACUAAAGGUGCAGUGGGAACCCUGCAUAACUUGUCUCACCACAGACAAGGUUUACUUGCAAUCUUCAAGAGCGGUGGUAUCCCCGCUCUGGUGAAGUUGCUAAGUUCCCCUGUAGAGUCGGUGCUCUUCUAUGCUAUCACCACACUCCAUAAUCUCUUACUGCACCAAGAUGGUUCAAAAAUGGCGGUGCGCUUGGCUGGGGGACUGCAAAAGAUGGUUGCUUUAUUGCAGAGGAAUAACGUCAAGUUCUUGGCUAUAGUGACUGAUUGUCUCCAGAUCUUGGCAUACGGGAACCAAGAGUCCAAGCUAAUCAUCCUUGCGUCUCAAGGACCGAUCGAACUUGUGCGUAUCAUGCGCUCUUACGACUAUGAGAAGUUGCUGUGGACUACAUCCAGAGUUCUGAAGGUGCUGUCUGUAUGCUCUAGUAAUAAGCCGGCUAUAGUGGAAGCUGGUGGCAUGCAAGCCCUCGCCAUGCACCUCGGCAACCCAAGCGGCCGUUUGGUCCAAAACUGUCUUUGGACUCUUAGAAAUUUGUCUGAUGCUGCCACCAAGGUGGAAGGUUUGGAAGCUCUGCUGUCAAGCCUAGUGCAGGUGCUCGCUUCGACUGAUGUCAACAUUGUGACUUGUGCUGCUGGAAUACUCUCUAACUUGACAUGCAACAAUCAACGCAAUAAGGUGACGGUGUGUCAAGCUGGUGGUGUGGAUGCUCUGGUCCGUACGGUGGUGUCAGCCGGGGACCGCGAGGAGAUCACAGAGCCAGCGGUGUGUGCUCUCCGCCACCUCACCUCCAGGCACGUUGAGAGUGAGAUGGCUCAGAACGCUGUCAGACUCCACUACGGACUACCGUCCUUCUUCCAGGUGAUAGUGAAGCUGCUGCAGCCCCCGUCUCGCUGGCCGCUGGUGAAGGCUGUAGUGGGUCUAGUACGUAACCUGGCUCUGUGUCCAGCCAACCAUGCCCCGCUACGAGAACAUGGUGCUGUACAUCAUCUCGUUAGACUCCUGCUGCGCGCAUUCAAUGAUACUCAGAGGCAACGUACAUCUGUAACUGGAGGCGGGGGUGCUGGCGGAGCUUACGCAGACGGCGUCCGUAUGGAGGAGAUUGUGGAAGGCGCGGUCGGUGCCCUGCAUAUUCUCGCUAGGGAGGGACUAAAUCGCACUCUCAUAAGACAACAGAACGUUAUUCCGAUAUUCGUGCAGCUUCUGUUCAAUGAGAUAGAAAACAUACAGCGUGUAGCGGCGGGCGUGCUCUGUGAGCUCGCGGCUGAUAAAGAGGGCGCGGAAAUGAUAGAAGCAGAGGGAGCCACCGCACCCCUCACUGAACUACUGCAUUCAAGGAAUGAAGGUGUGGCUACAUACGCCGCAGCUGUUCUGUUCCGCAUGUCAGAAGACAAACCUCACGACUACAAGAAGAGACUCUCUAUGGAGUUGACGAAUUCGCUGUUCAGAGACGAUCAUCAGAUGUGGCCCAGCGACCUCGCCAUGCAACCCGACCUACAGGACAUGCUCGGGCCGGAACAGGGCUACGAAGGUCUAUACGGCACGAGACCAUCUUUCCACCAACAAGGCUACGAUCAAAUCCCGAUAGACUCAAUGCAGGGGUUGGACAUCGGAAGCGGUUUCAAUAUGGACAUGGACAUCGGCGAGGAGGGCGCCACUACCAACGAGCUAGCCUUUCCUGAACCGCCGCACGACAACAACAACGUAGCCGCCUGGUACGACACCGACCUCUAGAGGGACCUGGCUUAUCUGGACAUUUUAAUUACUUGACACCCGUGUAACACUAUUGAGUUAAGUUUACUUAAUGUAAUAAUUUUGUAGAGUAAACUGAUGUAUUGACUUCUUGUCAUAACAAACAACUCGUCAACUAUAUUAAAACCUCACUUCGAGUGUAAUUAUCGGUUGUAAAAGCUUUCUAAACAUAUGUAAUGAAAAUUCAACUAGUUACUAGUUUUUGUUUAUGUCAAAAUAUAUAUAAAAAAAAUAUGUUUUAUUCACAAUAUUUUAUUAUCACAAAAUAAUUAAAUAUAAAACAAUUCGUUACCAAAAUCACGAACAGAACGCCGUCGAUCCUCAACUUCUGUGAUAGUCUCACGACGUAACAAUUUUAACAUCUGUUAUAAAAUUGGAAGCGAUGGGUGCUAUACCUGGGUCGGUAUUGUAUUUCUAAACGAACAAACGCCCCGGCAUUGGUUACAUCGGGUUUUGUACGGGAACGUAUGAAAUGCGUGUAAUCGGACUAUAGGGUAUACAUUACAUUAUAAGAUAUAGGCUUUAAUGGUAAUAUUUUCUAGCGUAAUUCGACUUAUUUAAUACGUGCAUUUACGAUGUGUGAUUUAUAUGUUUCAUUACAACUAUUGGCUGGAUGACGUUUUAUUUAAAUAAUUCAUAAGACUGUUUGAUUGCUAAGAAUUGUAUUUUAUAUUGCUUUUGACUGCCAUUUUGUUUUUAUUUUACCAUCGUCUGGUUUACACUGACGUUUGCUGAUAACAAUGAGCGCCUCAUUGGAUGUCACUUGAUUCGAUUCAAGCGACUUUGGCCUGUGAGUGUGGUGUAAACAGAUGAAAAAAAUUCAGUGUACGAAUGAUACGCUAUUUAAACAGGUUAGUUCUGUAUUAGGAGUAAUAUUAUAAUUUCAAAUAUCAUAUAACUCCGAUGUCACGCACUGAAGUAUAAUCAAUGUACUAGUAUAUAAUAUUUUAAACAUUUUUUAGUAGAACAAUCAAUAUUAUGUAGUGUUAAUAAUCAGUGCGUACUAACCCUUCUCUGAGAACAUUACAUGUAGUUCACAAUAAUCGUUUUAUUUCUGACAUAAGAUUUGAAAUGUACUAAAUCAGUGUUUGUGUUAAGGUGUGUACACACUAGUUUACACAAGUGCCAAAAACAAACGAAGAAUUUUGUUCUCAUCAAACUGGACGUAAACUUCAAAAUAUUCUGCAUAAAAGGGCAUUUCUGAAGUGACUCACCAGUUUAAUGGGAAACAUCGUUUUGUAUGAACGGUAAUGUACACACACCUUAACAUUGUAUGUAGCUUUGUGUAUUACAGUUAUGAUAUUAGGAGAUGCACACUAACGUAACGUACACGUAGAAUUAGUAUAUUAUAAUCGUAUAUCGUAAGGUCUAGUAUUAAUUGCGUAAUUCCUCUAGGGUCCUCAUAUAUAAUUUUUCUAUUUAAUAAUCUUAAGUAUCUUUACCAAUGUUUUUAUACCGAUUCGAUUAUGAAGACAUUGCUGAAGCAUGUUUUUUGUCCAUUUAGUUAUGGAUAUUAAAGUAUAAUACAAA
This is a messenger RNA of Danaus plexippus (monarch butterfly), 4108 nucleotides long. It is a transcript of the gene arm, whose product is annotated as armadillo segment polarity protein. Lineage: Eukaryota; Metazoa; Arthropoda; Insecta; Lepidoptera; Nymphalidae. Bases 173 to 2560 code for a protein of 795 amino acids. Gene Ontology annotation, cellular component: catenin complex; adherens junction. Gene Ontology annotation, molecular function: cadherin binding; alpha-catenin binding; transcription coactivator activity. Gene Ontology annotation, biological process: positive regulation of transcription by RNA polymerase II; cell adhesion. The record is from RefSeq and is a predicted model, not a curated record. The transcript has 15 exons.